Portunus trituberculatus (swimming crab) is the source of this 2163-nucleotide messenger RNA. Its product is annotated as tubulin beta chain-like. The coding region runs from base 119 to 1474 and encodes 451 amino acids. The record is from RefSeq and is a predicted model, not a curated record. Gene Ontology annotation, biological process: microtubule cytoskeleton organization; mitotic cell cycle. NCBI's taxonomy places the organism in Eukaryota, Metazoa, Arthropoda, Malacostraca, Decapoda, Portunidae. Gene Ontology annotation, cellular component: cytoplasm; microtubule. Gene Ontology annotation, molecular function: GTP binding; structural constituent of cytoskeleton; GTPase activity. The transcript is spliced from 5 exons.
CGGCCGUCUCUCCUCAGUAGACUCUUGGUUGCCGUGAGCGUUGGGUGUCCCCGCAGCUGCAACAUCCCCGCGCCCUCCACAGCUCCCUCGCUGUUAGUCUUCACACACAUAUCACAAAAUGAGAGAAAUCGUCCACGUCCAGACCGGCCAGUGUGGCAACCAGAUCGGCACAAAGUUCUGGGAGAUCAUCAGUGACGAGCACGGCCUGACUGCAGCGGGCACUCUCAGGGAAAACGUGCCCCAUGAUGUCAGGGAACUGCAGCUGGAACGCAUCAAUGUUUACUACAGCGAGGGCCACCAGUCGAAGUACGUGCCCCGCGCCGUGCUGGUGGACCUGGAGCCGGGCACCAUGGAGGCCGUAAGGGCGGGUCCACUCGGGAAGCUCUUUAAGCCGGAGCACGUCGUCUUCGGCCAGAGCGGCGCGGGCAACAACUGGGCCAAGGGACACUACACUGAGGGCGCUGAGCUGGUGGAUUCCGUCUUGGAUGUCGUCAGGAAAGAGGCUGAGAACUGCGAUUGUCUUCAGGGCUUCCAGCUGACCCACUCCCUCGGGGGCGGCACCGGCUCAGGCAUGGGCACGCUCCUCAUCUCUAAGAUCCGCGAGGAGUUCCCUGACAGGAUCAUGAACACCUUCUCCGUCGUGCCCAGCCCCAAGGUAUCUGACACCGUUGUGGAACCCUACAACGCCACCCUGUCCAUCCAUCAGCUCGUCGAGAACACCGACCAAACUUACUGCAUCGAUAACGAGGCCCUCUACGACAUUUGCUUCCGCACGCUCAAGCUGGCCAACCCAACCUACGGCGAUUUGAACCAUCUCGUGUCUCUCACUAUGUCCGGCGUCACCACCUGCCUGCGCUUCCCUGGCCAGCUCAAUGCCGAUCUCAGGAAGCUGGCCGUCAACAUGGUGCCCUUCCCCCGUCUCCACUUCUUCAUGCCAGGCUUUGCCCCUCUUACCGCCCGCGGCUCCCAGCAAUACCGUGCCCUCACCGUCCCCGAGCUCACCCAGCAGAUGUUCGACGCUAAGAACAUGAUGGCAGCGUGCGACCCCCGCCACGGCCGCUACCUCACCGUGGCUGCCGUGUUCCGAGGCAAGAUGUCCAUGAAGGAAGUGGACGAGCAGAUGUACAACAUUCAGAGCAAGAACUCCUCCUACUUCGUGGAAUGGAUCCCCAACAACGUGAAGACCGCCGUGUGUGACAUCCCUCCCCGUGGUAUCAAGAUGGCCUCCACCUUCAUUGGCAACUCCACCGCCAUCCAGGAGCUGUUCAAGAGGAUCUCCGAGCAGUUCACGGCUAUGUUCAAGCGCAAGGCUUUCCUCCAUUGGUACACCGGCGAGGGUAUGGACGAGAUGGAGUUCACCGAGGCGGAGAGCAACAUGAACGACUUGGUGAGCGAGUACCAGCAGUACCAGGAGGCUACCGCCGAGGACGAAGACGACCUGGGUGACUACGAGGAGGAGCAGGACACCGCCUAAACAGCUCACCCGCCCCAGGAGGUCACGCUUUAGGGGUCGAGGAAUCCUAAAUUGAUACAUUGGUGCCUGCCCUUCACACGUGACCUUCGUGUCAUCUCUCAGUCUUUAUUUGCCACUUAAAAUUGUCAUAAAAAACGUAAUCAGUCAGUUCCAUUCACCGCCAUUCUAACUCUCUCUCUCUCUCUCUCUCUCUCUCUCUCUCUCUCUCUCUCUCUGCUUGCGCAUUUUAACUUGACCCCAUCGCUGCUUGCAUCCGAACAGGUCAAAUAAUGUAACUCUCUCUCUCUCUCUCUCUCUCUCUCUCUCUCUCUCUCUCUCUCUCUCUCUCUCUCUCUCUUUCUCACGAUCAUUAUGCUUUUAAGGAAAAAAAAAUCAUCUUAAAGUAGUAGAAUUAUUUAGCUUUUGUACCUCUAAUUAGCGAAUCCCACCCCGGGCCUGCCGUGGGCGUGGCGUCACCUCACGUCCACACCCUCGCCCGCCCGUCCUCAAAGGCUCACUCCCCGUCUACACACUGCCAAGGCCUUCCUCACGUCCUCGCCACGCCCACAUUCAUCCAAAAUUCUCCUAUUCCCAUCUCUAUCUCUCUCCUCUGCCCACCUGUUCCCUAACCGCCCCGCCCCUCCCUCCCCCGCUCCCUUUCCCUCGCAACGCCUGGUCUAAUGGGCACAAAAUAAAUGAGUAAAAUUUCA